CAUGUCUCUGAUUACAAUGAAUGACUUUCGGUGAGCAGUCCAGACAGAACAGAAGUGGACACCCGAAGCCGAGGCUGUCACAUUCUCCAGAGAAAUUCAGAGACAUGGCAUCAGCACAGUGUGAUGGGAAACCACAGCCUGGCGACUUGAUAGAAAUCUCCCGCGGCACUUACGAGCAUUGGGCCGUAUACGUUGGCGAUGGCUAUGUUGUUCAUUUGGCCCCAUCAUCGGAGGUCGCGGGUGCAGGCAUCAACAGUAUGAUGUCCGUCCUGUUGGACAGCGCCAUCGUGAGGAAGGAGGAGCUGUGGAAGGUAGUGGGUGACAACCCCUAUACAAUCAACAACUUACUGGACCACAAGUACCAGCCCCGCCCUGUCUGCUUGAUUGUGGGGGACGCCCUCGAACUGGUGGACAUGGAGCUGCCAUACUGCAUUUUCAGUCAUAACUGCGAGCACUUUGCCACCCUGUUGCGUUACGGCAAGCCCGAGUCCCGACAGGUGCGUCAAGUGGGAGAAGCCAUUGCGGUUGGAAGCGUGGUGACUCUGGGUGUUUUUGGUAUCGCAGCUUUGGUAACAACUCUGCUCGGAAGCAACAAGGACAAGCACAAACAGUAACACUGAACCGAUAUGACACUACUGCUGGAAUUCAGCGAUUCACCCGCAAAGCUUCAUACAUACGUAAGCAGUCUCAUAAAAAGGGAGUCACACUCACUAAUGUUCAAUGGGAAAUAUAAGCACACUUAUUUUUACAAUGUAUCACUUCACGAAAAGCAGCAUUGACACUAUAAUUAGGGCUGGAGCAGCAACUGCUGCGAGGUCCUAUAAUACAGUAUAAGUCUAGUAUAACAAUCGUAAGAAGUAUCAAUUUUCACUGACGGCUGUUGAAUUCAAAUACCCAUGUUAACAUGCAGGCCUGGCAGUUAAAAUUUGUCAUUUGUAAAAUGACAAAAUUACAAUAAUGCUUUUGGAUUCUAAUGAAUCCACAGUUUGACUACAAUUUGUAACAUUUUAUCCAUUUGUAAGUGCAAAUAAAAAAAAUAUUUUCUUCUUUGUG
Messenger RNA from Phycodurus eques (leafy seadragon), 1053 nucleotides. Its product is annotated as phospholipase A and acyltransferase 4-like. NCBI's taxonomy places the organism in Eukaryota, Metazoa, Chordata, Actinopteri, Syngnathiformes, Syngnathidae. Gene Ontology annotation, biological process: N-acylphosphatidylethanolamine metabolic process. Gene Ontology annotation, cellular component: cytoplasm. The record is from RefSeq and is a predicted model, not a curated record. Bases 21 to 614 code for a protein of 197 amino acids. Gene Ontology annotation, molecular function: glycerophospholipid phospholipase A1 activity; A2-type glycerophospholipase activity. The transcript is spliced from 5 exons.